Cordyceps fumosorosea ARSEF 2679 is the source of this 1644-nucleotide messenger RNA. Its product is annotated as Auxin Efflux Carrier superfamily. Lineage: Eukaryota; Fungi; Ascomycota; Sordariomycetes; Hypocreales; Cordycipitaceae. Bases 1 to 1644 code for a protein of 547 amino acids. Gene Ontology annotation, biological process: transmembrane transport. Gene Ontology annotation, cellular component: endoplasmic reticulum; membrane. The record is from RefSeq and is a predicted model, not a curated record. The transcript has 3 exons.
AUGGACGCGAUCGCCGCGCCAUCGCCAUACCGGCUCGCCCGACUUGCCACCGAUGCCUACGAGCUGCCCCUCAAGGUCUUUGCUCAAGGCGGUGGACAGACCUCGCCAUCACUCUCCCACCUCUGCCUUCUAGUGUUUGAGGCCGUCCUAGAAGUCGUCUGCGUCAGCUUGCCCGGCUAUAUUAUCGCACGACUUGGCCAGUUCGACGCCGAUAAGCAGAAGUUUCUCGCCAAUCUCAACGUCUCGCUCUUUACACCAUGUCUGAUCUUCACGAAGCUCGCCUCCCAGCUCAGCGCUGAGAAGCUGAGCGACCUCGCCAUUAUACCCGCCAUCUUCGUCGUUCAGACCCUCGUCUCUUGGACCGUCGCCAUCGUUGUUGCUAAACUGUUCCGAUUUAACCGCCGCGCCUCCAACUUUGUUAUUGCCAUGGGCGUCUUCGGAAACUCCAACUCGUUGCCAAUCUCCCUUGUGCUGUCUUUGUCGCAGACCAUCGCAGGCCUCCACUGGGAUAGAAUUCCCGGCGACAACGACGACGAGGUCGGCGCCCGCGGCAUCCUAUACCUUCUCAUCUUCCAGCAGCUCGGUCAGCUUGUGCGAUGGAGUUGGGGAUACCACGUACUGUUGGCCCCCAAGGAGCGAUACCUCGAGUACAAUGACGAGCGCGCUGAAGAGGGCCAAUACCGUGACGAUCCUGCUGAAACGCCUCUCCUCAUUGAGGGCCUCGACGGCGAUACUGAAGAUGAGGCGGAAGGCAGCGCCAACGGAAGCGAUCACUACAACCCACCGGGCCUCACCCCUGUGGGCGGCGCUUCCCGCGCAUCCGAGUAUGCCUCGUCUGACGACGAAGGCGCACCGAAGAAGAGAUCCAACGGCCACCAGCAGACACAAUUUCCUGCGCUUCCCCACGACGAACAAGAAGACGAGGCACCCACCACUACCUGGGGCAAGGCAAAGUUGUGCAUGCACCAGACACUUGCACGCACUGGGAAUAGCAUCAAGGCGGCUCGCGCCCGCAUCUACCGCUCGCUUCCCCGCCCUGCUCAGGUAGCUCUCCGCGGCAUCUCCCGCGCCGCCGUCAAGGUCCAUAAUUUCCUCUGGGACUUUAUGAACCCGCCGCUGUGGGCCAUGCUCAUCGCCGUGCUGGUCGCGUCCAUCCCGGCGCUGCAGCAGGUCUUCUUCGAGGAGGGGUCCUUUGUCAAGAACAGCGUCACCAGCGCGAUCAAGUCGAGCGGCGGCGUCGCCGUGCCCCUCAUCCUCGUCGUCCUCGGCGCCAACCUGGCGCGCAACACCAUGGCCAACCCGGACAGCGCCGACGUCGAGGAGGAGGAGAUUGGCACCAAGCUCCUCGUCGCGUCCCUGCUGAGCCGCAUGCUCCUGCCCACCAUCAUCAUGACGCCCAUCCUGGCCCUGCUGGCCAGGUACGUCAACGUGAGCAUCCUCGACGACCCCAUUUUUGUCAUUGUCUGCUUCCUCCUUGUCGGCGCGCCCAGCGCCCUUCAGCUGGCUCAGAUUUGCCAGAUCAACAACGUAUAUGAAAAGACCAUGGGUCGCCUGCUCUUCCAGAGCUACGUCAUCUGGAUUCUCCCAUCCACUCUCAUGCUCGUCAUGUUGGCACUCGAGGUCAUUGAGUGGGCCCGUCUUUAA